Anneissia japonica is the source of this 2661-nucleotide messenger RNA. Its product is annotated as G-protein coupled receptor 54-like. The record is from RefSeq and is a predicted model, not a curated record. Gene Ontology annotation, biological process: G protein-coupled receptor signaling pathway. Gene Ontology annotation, cellular component: membrane. Lineage: Eukaryota; Metazoa; Echinodermata; Crinoidea; Comatulida; Comatulidae. Bases 317 to 1378 code for a protein of 353 amino acids. Gene Ontology annotation, molecular function: neuropeptide Y receptor activity. The transcript has 4 exons.
CGUUGAUGGUAAGUUAUGUUGGGGUGCCUGCAGCACUAAUAUCCCAUAUCUAUUUUCCAUUUUUCCAGGCUGUAUACGCACCAAACUAACUGAAGUUACUGUAUGACCAUGACCACGAAAAGCUGUUUCGUCAGUGCCAGCUCACGUGACUGAAGCAGACGAUCGGAUCGGCGUCUACAAGAGUUGGAGAGGUGAAAGAGCAAUCAGAAUCACAUUGACUCGUCACUAAGUAAGAAAAAUUCCAUCGCCGACGUAGAAGUGACAUUUACAGACUCAGAAUCAUUGAUGUUCACUACAUCUUUGAGUGGUAAUCAAAAUGGCGGGACCUACCGAAACGUCCGUUACCAUGACGCUCAAUUCUACCAUUCCAAGCACUGAAGGGACAGUCGAGAAAGUCUUUACAAUCGUGUUUCCGACGGUCAUAUUUUUGAUCGCCGUCGUUGGAAUCUUUGGUAAUGCGCUCGUUAUUUUUGUCGUUGCUAAACAUCGUGAUAUGCACAACGUUACGAAUUAUUUCAUCGCUAACUUGUCUGUGACAGAUAUUGCGUUGCUGGUCAUCUGUGCUAUCCCUACAGGAGCAAACAUUUGCGGAUGGCAGAUAAACAUUUUCUCCUGUAAAAUCGUCACCUACAUGCAAUUCGUUACAGUUCAGGCAACAUGUUUCACACUGGCCGCCAUGUCUGUUGAUCGGUACUACAUGAUUGUGCACGCGGUGGCAUCGCGCCAGAAGAGGACCUCGUUCAAGGUGUUCUUCGUCUGCGUUGUUAUUUGGAUUGUCUCAUUGCUUCUUCAUCUACCACUGGCGAUUCUUUCUGAGUUAACAGAAAAUGAAGGAUGUCAUCCGCCGUUCAGUGAUAAUGAGGUGAAGAAGAAGCGAAUUUACUACCUGUUCAUGACAUUUAUCUUGUACAUUAUACCUCUAGCAGUAAUUAUUGCCUGUUAUGCGAACAUUCUGGUUCUAGUCUGGCGCAAGACAACCGCAGGUACAGAAAGUGCCCAAGCAAGGAAAAGAUCAAUUAAACAAAAGCAGAAAAUUACCAAAAUGGUUCUUAUUGUCGUUUUGGUAUUUGUUUUCUCCUGGGGACCGACUCAGUGUUUGCUUAUAUGGGAGAAAGUUAGCACAAGUUACCCUAGACAAAAUCUGACUGUUGAGAUUAUUCGAAUGUCUGCUCUGUGUCUGGCUUAUUCAAACAGCUGUGUAAAUCCGUUCAUAUAUGCGUUCACUACUGCUUCAUUCAAAAAAUGUUUCCAGGGUGCACUCAGCCCCUGCUGCAAUACAAGUCGACUUACUAACGGAGAGAGUAGAAAAUAUCACACCAAAGUACCGAGCGAUGAUACAAACAACAUAACGACAAUGUCUUGUGUGACAAAACUAUGACAUUGCAGACAAAUUCUAUAUAUGGUAUUUUUUAUUAUCAGUACUUGUGAUAUAUAUGUGUAUAUUGAUGUCUGAUACGGAUGAGGAUUCAUACUACUACUACCAUUAUGAUACUAUAUUUGCUCUUUAUUUAUCUUGCUAAACUGUGAUAGGCAUGAGUAAACUCAAAAAACGGAAUAGUUUGUUGACUUACUUCGGUAAGUACGUGUUAUUGAGUAUGAUCAAACUUUGCAAAAAACCUUGGACGUUUCAGUGAAGCGAUACAGAUUUUGUAAUGUUGAUAUACAAUAACUAAACAUCAAAUGUUGCCUUUAAUUUCCGUGUAUCAACGGAGGGCGAUAUCUACAUUAUGUAAAUUCUUAGUGACUUGAUGGUUGGUCCUAUGACUUGUAUAAAUAAAUGCUCCACAUGUUGGAUGUAUUUGGAUAAAUUACCGAGGUUAAACACCGAGGAUAACCCACGGAAGUCCGAAGACGUAUUUCAAGUAUCUGGUACUUCUGGUUGCGAUUGGCAGUGCACCGAGAGACAAUUUCCUACAUUGCGUUCUUUAACGUAAACACUGACCAUAUUGCACACGAGACCAACGGCUCAAAUUCGGAUCCGAUGUCAACACAGCUAAACGUGACAUACGAAAUACGGUGCGCUAUUGCAACUUGUAUUUUAGCCCUCUAUCACGAGGGGAGCAGUGAUGGGGAUUGAAUCAGGGACCAAAAGAUCUCCACGGUUUAACGCACACACAGUGGCUACCAACAGUUUGGCCAAGUGCCUAAUCUUCUCUUCCAAAGAGAAAUGCGACUGUCAGGAUUAUCUUUUAAUUAUGUGAAAUUCACUGAAGAUAUAAAGUACGGUAACAUUAUAGUGAGUGCCGGUGUUUGAUAUACUGCUGACAAAAACACUAACAGUUGUGAUAAUCUCCACAACAUUAUUCUCUAGUCACCGUCAUCUGCUGGCGUAUUGUGAUGCAAAUGUUUUGCUGACCAAUAAUAAAUACGUAGUUUGCAUUGUAUCCGUAUGCCGCUUAAGAGUAUAUCAGGGAUGGCGCCCGGACUUGCCCGAUGGACGGGUCCCAGGUCCCCGCCGGGGGGGGGGGGUGUGGGCGUGUCGGGCGACGCUUAAAAUCCCACAAAAAAUAUGUCAAUUUAGGGGGUUUUAAUGCUUUUAAUGUUCUAAUAUGUAGAAAAUACAUACAUAUAUAGGCCUCUAUAUAUAUACAUAUAUACACAUAUAUACAUAUAUAUUCAUAUAUAUAUAUACAUAUUUGUAUAUAUAUUUACCUUUCUUUG